AUAGAGACAGAGACAGGGAUAAAGACAGAGAUAGAGAAAGAGGUCAAAACAGAGACAGGAACAAGGACAGAGAAAGAACCGGGGACAAAGACAGAAAUGGAGACCGACAGGAAAACAGGAGCAGAUCGAGGGAAGCCACCGAUGGUCAAUACCCCACAAACCUAGCAUACCCAUACCCCUACCCUCCUCCUGUGAUUCCCCCUUACACUACAGCCCACACCUCCCAGUACACUGCAUGUCUCAGUAGCCACUAUCCCGGGGCGAGUCUCCCUAACUGGGGCUUCCCACCUGGCAUCAUGCCCCCCUCCCCUUACCCCUCUGGGUAUCCUCCUCCGAACCCUGUCAGUCCUUUGCAUUAUUAUAAUGAGCUUUCAGCAGCUUCUACCCAUACGGACGCAUACAACCAGCCCACUGCCUACGUCGAGCCAGAGGACUUCAGCCAGUUGUUCAAUCCGGACCUGUCGUUGAGUGAAGGCCAGGAGAUGGAUAACCUGAGGCCUCGCUGUCUCCUGGAGCCCCAGAUGAAAACGAGCAACAAGAAGGUGAACAUGCUGGUGGUGGUAAAGAAGAAGAGGGCCCACGGAUCAAGGAAGACCAAGAAAAGGCUUGAGUAUCAGAAAGUUCGGUGGCAAAAGAGGUUCAGUCUGGGUCUGGUGGGUCGUGGGGGUUCUCAGGGGAAUGCACGGGGCCCCCGGCGCACCACAGACUCCCAGGCCUCCAGCACACCAGGGCCCCAGGCCUCCAGCACACCAGGGCCCCAGGCCUCCAGCACACCAGGGCCCCAGGCCUCCAGCACACCAGGGCCCCAGGCCCCUUCUCAGGGGGUCCGUGGGCUAGCAGCCACGCAGCAAAACACACAGAUCCCUCACAAGACACCACUGCUUCUCUCAGAGAAAAGAAUUAUGACUGAAGAGGAGAUGAAGGCUCAACUGAAGAAAAAGCUUGUAGAGUUCAACCUGAAGAUGAAGCAGAAUCCAAUUCAACCUAAAGAAACCGUCUCAAUGGCUGACGAAAUGGACUAGGCUAACCUAAAACGCAAGUGUCCAUUCAAACUUGAAGGAAAUAGACCAACCGCCUUCUACACCCUAGCCUUCUGUCACUGCCUCCACUAUGUUGGCAGAAACUGUCAUUGAACAUUUGGAUUCAGUCAUGUCUGUAUUUCACAAGAUACACCUACGACAUCCUGCAAACCAUAUUACCAAUCGGCAUCAACUAUUUAACGUAGACAUGUUUUACAACACAUGACUUUAACCACACAAUCUUUUUACACAAGUAAUUGGUCUUUAUCUACAUUAUUAGAAUGGGAUAGGAUAAGUGUUGAAUGGCAGUUCUAUAUUCAUGUUGAUCAUUACCCAAUAACUAAGAACAGGGGUUUUACUACCCAUCUCUGAAAUGUAGACUAUUUUCAUAUAAUCUCUAGAUUUUGUAAAGACUGUUGUAAAGACAAAUUUAUAUAAAUUUGUGUGCAAUGCAUUUUUUUUACACUUGGAUCUCAUACUGUACCAUGUGUGUCACAAAUUUUAUUACACGUAUUGAAUACAGAAAAAUACAAUCCUGUAUUGUAAGUUGUAUAAGUUACAAUUUGUAACAUACAUCUGUGGUUCUGCUGAGCAAAACAAAGUCAAAUACAAAUAAAUUAAACCAUUCAAAAAC
This is a messenger RNA of Hypomesus transpacificus, 1653 nucleotides long. RefSeq lists its product as uncharacterized. NCBI's taxonomy places the organism in Eukaryota, Metazoa, Chordata, Actinopteri, Osmeriformes, Osmeridae. Bases 297 to 1022 code for a protein of 241 amino acids. The record is from RefSeq and is a predicted model, not a curated record. The transcript has 3 exons.